Molecule: messenger RNA, 1551 nt
Organism: Contarinia nasturtii (swede midge)
Lineage: Eukaryota; Metazoa; Arthropoda; Insecta; Diptera; Cecidomyiidae
Exons: 2
Coding region: 150-1511 (453 amino acids)
Molecular function (GO): protein binding
Source: RefSeq, a predicted model, not a curated record
CAUUGGAAUGAAGUGUCAAAUUCGUUAUCAAAAAAUAGCUCAUUUGUCAUGUAUUUGCUGCUUUUAUUAUUUCUAUAUUUAAUUCAUGACCGACAAACCAGACACAAUAAGCCAGAAGCAAGACGCAAAGUGGCCCGAGUGCCAAGAGGAUGAAAUCUUAUGAUCAAGAGAAUAAUCGAGCCAAACAUGCUGUUCUUGCUGUAAACGAUGAACAGUUGGCCGAAAUUUUCAAACUUACCAUCGACUGUUUCGAAGAAGUGUUCGACUAUUUAUCGCUGGAGGAUUUGGCAGCAAUGGGUCAAACAUGUAAACGAAUGAAACAAAUCGCUGGUCAUUGUUUCCAACAGAAUUAUGGAGCUACAACACUAUACUUUGACACAGAUAGUUUUUACCUUAAUCAUGUCAAAGUAGAUUGUUUUAGCAAUUUCCUACAAAACGUCAAAGUUAAUGGUGAGAUGUUCACAGACGAUGAGUCUGAUGACAUCGAUGCAGCAAAUUCUCCAUAUGAUCUGACGAUAGAUUAUGUAACUCCUUUGAAACGUUUAACAUCAAUAAAAGGAAUCAAAAUUGUUAAUGUUUCUUUAACAAUGGCUCGGAUUCACGAAAUGCAAGUAGUUCUCAAUAAAUCUGAACGCGUAGCCAUAAAAUACUGUAGUUUGGAUGAAAAUGUAUUGGAUGCAUUGAUUGCUGCCUGCUCAAAUGUCAAAUAUUUAUCACUGAAUCUAGAAAUAAACGAAAACCAAUGGAUGCAUCGAAUCUACCCAGCAUUAGAACAUAUUAAAUUGAAUGGUCUUAAUUGGCGAGAAACACCAGAAUUUAAAACUUUCUUUGAGCUAAACACAACAAUUAAGCAAUUUUCUGUCGAUAUGACAAUCUUCUGGUCAAAUAGAGAGUUGUUCAAAAAUUCAACCAUCAAAUUUGAUACAUUGGCGAUUUAUUAUGACAGCGAUAAAGUUGAAUUCGAUUUAUUUUGCCGUUUGCUAAAUGAGCUCUACGAACGUGAAUUUUAUAAGAAAAUGCAUUUUUAUGGCAAACGUUGGAUGCAUCAAGAUAUCAAUCAAUUGGCUUCAGUCAAAGAUUUGAUAAGAUUUUGUGACGGAAUGAAUACACAGUGUAUCAAUGUUGGUGUUUUAAGAAACUUGGAAGAACUACGCGUCAACUACAGUUAUUAUACUAUGGAUAUGGAAUCACUUUCACAUAUCCUACCGAAACUGAAACGCAUUGUUUUAAUACAGGCUAGUUCUGAUGACAUUUUACCAUACGUUCGCCACGCACAGAAAUUGAACAAAAUUAAAGUGAAAUGUUUAGAAAGUGGAUCACUUUUCGAUGAAAAUGAAAAAAUUCUUGAUUUAUUAGUGUUGAAUAAAGAGCGCGAGGAAUUAGUUGGAGCGUGCAAGAUCACGAUCUACGUCGAGGAAGAUGUGUAUUUAGCAACGAAAUGGGCAAUGAAACAGACGGAUUUCAGUAUGAUCGAAAUUAAACGAGAAACUUCAUAUAAUUGGGAUUUUUAAAUUUGAAUUGCUUUUUUUUUCAUUUUUUACCCAAAUUAGU